This is a messenger RNA of Neospora caninum, 2208 nucleotides long. RefSeq lists its product as hypothetical. Lineage: Eukaryota; Apicomplexa; Conoidasida; Eucoccidiorida; Sarcocystidae. The coding region runs from base 1 to 2208 and encodes 735 amino acids. The record is from RefSeq and is a predicted model, not a curated record. The transcript has 2 exons.
AUGGAAACGCCGCCGUUUCAACGAAAGGUUUCAACGGGACAGUCUCUCGCGGAAAGCACGCAGUUUGUGGAUCUUCGGCAUCUUCGAGGCAGCUCCGUUGAUGUCCAAGUGGCUGUCGAGGCGGAUUUAGACUCGGAUUCGUCUCCUGGGUGCCAGCGGCAGGCAGUGGAUCGAUCCGUGGGACCGACCACGUCUGGUUCCAUUUCGUCUCCUCGUUCCAUUCACGUUAGCUUGGAAGCUGUCCAAACACGUCUGAGUCCGCGAGACGCUUCGAGUAGCGGCCAAUCUUCGCUAGGCAGCGCACGCCAUGCGGCGGAAGAACGUCGAACUUUCGCGAGGGGUUCGCCAAGCCCAGCCACGCCUCUUUCCACUUCACACGGCACCCCCGAAGGCAACGGAAGCUCACCAGUGUUGCGUACCGAACGAGGCGCAAGUCCGAUCCUCGUUCCUAGCUUCGGAACGUGCACGAGCCUGAAACGGGACUCGAUCGUUGAGAAAGACAUCCUGUUAGCGGAAUCGUCUCACACAGAAAGGUCGUCUGUUUCAGAGGGGUCUUCGGGUAGCGUCAGCUCCGGCGAGGUGUUUCAAGACCUCCAUCGAGGCCGCAUCCUGGCUUAUUUCUCGCACAGUGUCAAAGCUAGCUGUUCCCACCGUGUAUCAGUGCCUGCGCACGGGAACACCGAGACUCCGUUCCGCCCGCGCGCACACACGAACACGCAAUUUACUGGCUGGUUAGGGCACCAGGUGUGUAGGCAGUCGGAGCGGCGAGAGUCGCACGACCGAUCAGCAACCGGGCUAGACGGCACACUCCUCGCUGCCGGGAAUCCUGGGCAGAAACACCAAAGCGAACGGACUUCAAACGCGCCACCAGAGCACGACCUCGUCCAGCCACGGGCUCACAUCCUCGAUGGAACGAGAAACACGUUCGGGAGAUCAUUUGGCGGCGGAGGUCAGGUACUGUUGCAGCUAUCGGACGGGCGUCUCGCACCGGCGAAGGAAGCCGGAUCUCUUUUUGGCCUUCUCUCGCCUGGCGAAGUUGUUGAGGGUGAACGACCUGCGCAGGAGGAGCGAGAUCGGCUUCAGGAGGCGACGCGACAUGGCCAUCAAGAGAACUUGCGAAUGGUAAGCUCUCCAGCGUUCACUUCACCAGGUUCUUCUGAGUCUCUCUCCUCUGGCGAGGUUCAACCUAAUUCGGAACAGCCUCCCCUGCCGGCUUCUCCGGUAGUCUCUCUGCACGAGGUGACUCUGACUCAACAGUCAUCCCGAGACAGAUCUCCACUUUCUUCGAACGCUCCGUCGAGGUGUAGCAUGGCACCUCUCGCAUUACCGGCAACAAAUAUUGGACCGCGUCCUAUCUCCUCCAGCCUAAAUUCACCCCGUUCCCCAAUCCAUUCCAGAGUUUGCUGCGGAAAGAGCCUGGCAUUCUCGGAUUCAGCAGGCGAUAAACUCUCUCGAGUCUCGGACAGAAAGCUCGCGACGCCGAAUCCUGUUCCUGCAUCCUCACAUGCAGAGGAGAACGCGCGUCAACACGUGGUCACAGAUCCCGGGCCAGCGCCGUCCUCUUGGGCAGAAUCGAGGCCUGCUGGCACCCCACACAUUCUGGAGCGCUGUUGCAAGGCGUCUUCAUCGGAUGGAGAGACACAUAACCUUGCAUACUCGCAGUUUAAAGCGGCUCACGCCAAAGACGCACAGAUUAUGAAUUCGCUUUCUCUAGCAUCUUUACGGUCGGCGCGAAGCGACAAAAGUUCAGAUACCCCCUGUCCAAGUUUCGCAUCUUCUCCCCCCAGAGGUUUCGCUGUUUCUUCUCCGAAAGGCCUAUCCCAGAGGAGAGAAACAGCUGCAUUUCUCGUUUCGCGAGGAGGAGAAAAGGGUGUGCCUGGCCACUCGCCCCCUUCUGACAUAGAAGAGCUACCUGAUGCAGAAUCUGAAAACCGGUUGGAUUCGCCCAGGCGGGCUAGCCCCGAUCGGGCGACAGCACUGCGUUGUGCCGUUUCCGCGAUAUGUGCUCUUGCCACGACAUCUUUCUCUCCACAUCGGUUGCCGAGUUUGCCAGAUUCACCUCAGCAAGUUCCGCUUCCUUUUCUGUUAUCUCCAACCACCGCAGAAGCAGACGCUUCAUGCCCCGGGGACGAGUUUCCUGCGAAGGCCACACAUUUAGUUGAGGGUUCUGAGCUGACUUUCGGCAGUCCAGUUCCAGGCUGGCAGUGA